AAUUAGCCUCCUCAGGGCCUCCGACUCCGAUAACCUGAUCGAUAACCGAUGCUGUAACGGGACGGAUCAUGCGUGGAGGUCCAGGCUGGUCGUGUGGAGCGGUAACGGUCCAGUGGGUCGCUUGUGACAGGUUUACAGGUUAUGUAAUGGCACCUGACCGGCAGCUGCUGCCUGAACUGACUGCACACAAACUUGAACCAAGUACUUUUACUCAAGUACUGUACGUUUAAUACUACUUUCAUAAUCCAACACAUUCAGGGAAAUGGAAGGGAGCACAUGUAAGAAGACACCUGCUAGACAUUGUUACUGUUGGAUGUUCCAUUCUCUAGGGCAGAAAUACCGUGGUAACUCGCACAUCUCAUGGAGGAAUAAACCACAUACACGUUGUUAGAGUUUUACUUCAGAGGCACACGCCUUCCUCACACACUUCCGUAUUUAUACCUUUCAGAUUAAGAGCACAUACAUAUAUGAUAGGGCAACAGUUACCUUUCGCACCUCCGGUGGUGCCAUCUGGGUACCACUCCAUUAAUCCCGGAAGAUCUUUAAGAAUACAUUUUAUUACGCCAUUUACCUGAAAGGUGUGUUUACCCGAGAGGCUCAGAUGAAAACAAACAAGAUAUCUUACAAACAUUUGAUAAAGAAGUCAGUGAGUAAACUUGGUGUCAAACAGCUGGUUCCAGGAGCCACAACCAAAGGGACCAGUCCAGGCCGGAGGGCGUGGAAAAAUACCUAAAUUCAAUUCAGUUUUAUUUGUACAGUAAUCACAGCAACAGUCAUCUCAAGGAGCUUUAUAACGUGAGGUGAAUAACACAGGGAAACAAUCAGAUGACCCCUAUGAGCAAGCACUUGGUGGCAGUGGGAACAGGAAGAAACCCUUCAGCCGUGUAGUGCUGCGCAAAUAAAGCAAUGAACCAGCAAUGAACCAUUUCACCAACUGUACUGAAAAUCGGUUCAUUCAUGCAAAGCGUCGUUUCAGUGACAUCUAGUGGUGAAAAAGGAGACAGCGUAACAAUGUUGAACUAAUGGUGCUGAGUGUAAUGAAGGUCUGCGUGGACGAUGAAACACAAUUUUGCAAAGAUGGAUGGUCUGUGGAUUCUGUAAACUGCUGUUAUGUAGUAGUUUGAAGAAGGCGUGCCGGGGAAACGGAGGAUGUGAGGGAUGGUGUGGUUGUUUCCAUGGGAUCGAGAUUUUAAUGACAAACAAUCAUUUUCCACUGUUUUUGUUUCUUUUCUUGUUGAAAAUGUCUCCAGCUUUCAAAAACGCACAUUCACACGGCACUGAGGCAAUACAAAGCGUUAUCGACGGUUUCGACCAAUCAUGUGAUUUAUUCAGGGGACCUCAUUGGUCACAUGUGAUUUUCCACACUGAAGCAGUGGUUCAAGGAAAAUGCACCUUGGAAGCUUUGGAGUAUCGAUGUCAUGCUGCCUUCACCGCCUGGUUUUAUGGCGUGGCCUGCAGUGCACGUGUAAUGACACGUUCACCUGUACAGUCAGUCAUUUACAUUAAAAGCACACGUGGCACCGCGGGCUCUCUUCAGAUCACACCGGCCUUAUGUGGGCCGUUAAAACGGGGAGUUUCAGGGGUGUCGAUGACUCUGGGUUUACAGUGCAAUUAAGUAGCAACAGAGCUUUCAAAAUAGGAGCGAUGAGGAUUCUGAAUUAUGGAUGGUUUUGUUGUCCUGUCUGAGUGAAAUGAUGAUAUUUGAGCUCCAGGUGAAUCUGUAGCCUCGCCUGGGUAACCUCUGUAUGUGGCAAUCCUGAGUCUUUACAUUAAGGUCAGUUCUGAAGUUCAACCUGACAUACGUACCACACGAACGCCACGUGUGUUAAUCAAAAUCAGAAGAGCUGCUUGUUAACGUUAAGGUACUGCUACACGGGAUUACCUGCUCGUUAAGGUCAUCCACUGCGUUUCGCAUGAUUUUCACUGAACGGGCUCAGAUUCAUUUUGCUGUCAUCGUUUGGGCCGCAGAGCCACAUGGGUGUGUGUGAAUGCCCGACAUGCCGCCAGCUGGCGUGUCGCCGCCUCCUCCUCCAAUGCAAACAGCAGCUGGCCGACCUUCUGCUCAGAGUUCAGACGGGUUAAUCAUAGAUGAAGGAGGCGCUGCAGCGAUCCGGCUCAGCUGGAUCCAGCUGGAAUAACCAGGUCGUGAGAAACAUCAGCAAACAGCGCGGCUCUACAACGGCCUCGGUUCAUCUUCCUCUCACGCACACCUGCACAGAUAAACAACAGACCCAGCAGAGAAACAUGUUUAAGACGUUCCCCUGUGCAGCUGUGGAGGUGAAGAAUGAGCCGAUCCUGAGCUUCAAAGAGGGCAGCCAUGAGAGGGUGGAGCUGCUGAAGGCCUUGGCGAGCCUGAAGGGGAGGACGGAGGAGAUCCCGUGUGUGGUGGGAGACGAGCACGUGUGGACCAAAGACAUCAGAUACCAGCUCUCUCCCUUCAAUCACUCACACAAGGUGGCGAAGUUCUGCUACGCUGACAAGGAGCUCAUCAACAAAGCCAUCGCGGCGUCUGUGGCGGCGAGGAAGGAGUGGGACCUGAAGCCCGUCGAGGACCGAGCUCAGAUCAUCUUCAAAGCCGCCGACGUCAUCAGCGGACCCAGGAGAGCCGAGAUCCUGGCCAAGACCAUGAUCGGACAGGGGAAGACGGUGGUGCAGGCGGAGAUCGACGCCGCCGCGGAGCUCAUCGACUUCUUCAGGUUUAAUGCCAAACACGCCAUCGAGCUGCAGCGGCAGCAGCCGCUGGACGCAGAGGGAAGCACCAACACGCUGCUGUACCGAGGCCUGGAGGGGUUUGUAGCUGCUGUGGCUCCGUUUAACUUCACUGCCAUUGGUGGAAACCUGGCGGGCACCCCGGCUCUGAUGGGUAACGUCGUCCUCUGGAAGCCGAGUGACACCGCCAUGUCUGCCAGCUACUCUGUGUAUAAAAUCCUCAGGGAGUGCGGCAUGCCGCCAAACAUCAUCCAGUUCUUGCCCGCUGACGGCCCCGUGUUCGGAGACGCCGUCACCGCCUCGGAGCACCUGGCAGGCAUCAACUUCACCGGCAGCAUGCCGACGUUUAAGCGUCUUUGGAAGCAGGUCGCGCAGAACCUGGACAUCUACAGGACUUUCCCUCGACUGGCAGGAGAGUGCGGGGGGAAGAAUUUCCACUUCGUCCACACGUCAGCGGAGGUCCAGAGCGUUGUGACGGGAACCAUUCGCUCGGCGUUCGAGUACGGAGGUCAGAAGUGCUCGGCCUGCUCGAGGAUGUACGUACCGGACAGCCUGUGGCCGCAGAUCAAAGAGCAGCUGCUCGCCAUCCACAAGGACAUCCGAGUGGGCGACCCUGUCGAGGACUUCAGCACCUUCUUAUCAGCCGUGAUCGACGACAAGUCGUUUGGGCGGAUAAAGAAGUGGCUCGAACGCGCCAAGUCUUCCCCAAACCUGAAAGUCAUCGCCGGAGGAAACUGCGACGACAAGAAGGGCUACUUCGUGGAGCCGACCAUCAUCGAGACCAGAGACCCGCAGGACGCCAUCAUGAACGAGGAGAUCUUCGGGCCCGUCCUCGCCGUUUACGUUUAUCCUGAGAAGGACUACAGAGAGGUUCUGCGGCUGAUCGACGCCACAUCGCCGUACGCGCUGACCGGAGCCGUGUUCGCCAAGGACGAGAAGGUGAUCGACGAAGCCUCCAGCGUGCUGAGGAACGCCGCGGGAAACUACUACAUCAACGACAAAUCCACCGGCUCCAUCGUGGCUCAGCAGCCGUUCGGGGGCGCCAGAGCUUCAGGUACAAACGACAAACCUGGAGGUCCUCACUACGUCCUCAGGUGGACGUCUCCGCAGACCGUGAAGCGGACGCACGUCCCCCUCACAGAGUGGAAGUACCCCUACAUGGGCUGAGGAGGAGUCCGUCCGUCCGCUGAGACCACGCGCGGCCCGAUCACCUCCUCGUCUCGCUGCACUGAACGUGUCUUCAUCCUAACACGGCUGCUUUUCUAAUCAAUCAUGGUAGAGUCAUCAGUGAGGUCCUGUGAGCACGGCAGGUUCAGGUGUGCGGCUCAGGCCUCAGCUGAGAUGAUCGGUUCAUUAAUCAGUCGGUAUCUGUCCUGUUAAGAGUUAUCAUUGGUUUAGAGUUCGUGAUUUAAAACUCUAGUCGAAGUCUCAGAGAUCUGCGUCCGUUUCCUGUUUUAGAGUUCUUUCCAUUUCUGUGUGACCUCAUUUCCUGUGUGACGUAGAAAUAACUUCCUGUUUGAGAGCGCAGACAGUGGCUGUGUCCCAAUUAAGAGACUGCACGCUUGAAGUACGCAAAGCUGUGUGUAAGGUGUCUCGCGGUUAGUAUCAUGGUUGCUAGGCAACCUGAACAGCGCGACGAAGCGUAUACCGUCCCAUUUCACAAGCCUCUCGCUUCCACACUUCUCGUACUUGUAGUGCGCACCGUACGUAGUGCGCGUACUUCUAGCGUGCAGACCCUAAAUGGGACACAGCCAGUGAGCAUCACCUGCAGCAGAGCCCACACUGACUCGUCAUCGGGCUGCAGCACAGAUGUCCGUCCCUGCCGGUCUGGACUCGACUCGCGUCCGUUUCUUUGACUCACAGCUGUGUUUUCAGAACGUGCCUGCCUUAGAAACUCUGAUGGUUACUUUUCAACAAUAAAUAAUGGAAACAUUU
Messenger RNA from Maylandia zebra (zebra mbuna), 4644 nucleotides. It is a transcript of the gene aldh4a1, whose product is annotated as aldehyde dehydrogenase 4 family, member A1. The record is from RefSeq and is a predicted model, not a curated record. Lineage: Eukaryota; Metazoa; Chordata; Actinopteri; Cichliformes; Cichlidae. Gene Ontology annotation, molecular function: L-glutamate gamma-semialdehyde dehydrogenase (NAD+) activity.